Phialemonium atrogriseum is the source of this 3442-nucleotide messenger RNA. RefSeq lists its product as uncharacterized. NCBI's taxonomy places the organism in Eukaryota, Fungi, Ascomycota, Sordariomycetes, Cephalothecales, Cephalothecaceae. Gene Ontology annotation, molecular function: helicase activity. Bases 142 to 3012 code for a protein of 956 amino acids. The transcript is spliced from 5 exons. The record is from RefSeq and is a predicted model, not a curated record.
AGAUCCCUUACUAUCUCUCGCCAAUUCUGAAGUUGAUUCCCAAGAUAAUUAACGAGCACAUUUUCCUGCCCGUUCAUUUCCAUACUUUCCAUCGUGUCCUUCACUUUCUUAGGCGAAGCAUGGUACUGAGAGGCGAAUCAUAUGGCAGACUCUACCUCGAAGAAUUGCGAGAAUCUGACGCAGACAUCUGCUUUUGACGCCCAGUCGGUCGUCACUAACAUGACAAUGGCUUCAGAGAAAGCUAACACUCCCGCCGAGCUGAACUCUCCGACUGAGGACAAUGUGCCUCCUGAUCCUGGCCAUGGAAAUGAUUUCGCCGAUAUUGCAGCUGAGUUGCCGCCGAGGCCACGACUGUGGUUGCUCGGCAUCUUUGGGGUUCUGAGCAGGCUGAUGAGGGACGCGUGCCUAGCCUAUUUCUUGGCCUCGGAUGAAAAUCCGUCGAGCGAAGACGCCAAAUACGAGACUUCCAAAUUGUUCGCCUAUUUGAUGGUCAACGCUCAGCCAUUCAGUACCCCCUCUGCAGAGAUCGCUGCCAAAUUGGCCAAGCCAAUCAAGGAUUCCUUUGCUUUCCGUCACUACGCGACAUUCUACAGUGCGAUGACAAAAGUUGAGUCACGGCACCUCGAGUCACCCGAUAUGGUGAAGCCGUACUUGGAGCAGUUCAACAGCGAGGUCGCUGACGACAAACUCCCUGAUUCUGCAUACAUCAUGGACCUCAUCGCUUCGAAGGCGUAUUUAGAUAUCGACCCCUACUUGAUUAACAAGGUCAAGGCUCGCGAUCCGAAUUUGCACGACAAGCUCAUGACACUGAAACAACUCAUUUCGCAAUCAACCCGAGAGGGUGUUGUGAAAGUGAGCUUCAUGUUCGGCCUUUCCGACGUGCUCCCUGUACAAACGAUGGAGAACCAAGCAAAACUGCUUGCCGUCAUUCAGCAGCAGGACACGACCCCAAUUGGCCGUGAUUCUGUCAAGCCUCUGGCCUGGGCCUUCAGAGCGUCUCUUAAAGUACAUCAGUUGCACUUAGGUAACUGUCCUCGACUAGAUGAGCCUGGCCAAAUUCCCGAUCUCCAGCGCCUGCCAGCCAAUACUCGCUUUCAUGAUGCAGAAGAGCAGCUUGCGUAUCAGGUCAUGGGUGCGGUUUACGACCAGUACAUGGAGUCGGGCAAUUCAGAGGCACUCCGCGGCUGUGAGUACGAAAUCCAUGCCAUGGAGCUUUCACACGUCAUGAAUAAUCGACGAUUUGUGGUGCGUGUCGUUCCCUCUACGGACGACGUCUAUCUCCCGAGAGAGGGCAACCAAUGUCUAAUCCAAAUCAUCGGCAUCGAGCGCAAGCGACGCAAUCCUCUUACCUCAUCUGCUAAAGCUGUUGAAACUCUGAUUAGUAACUUCAUAUCGGUGCUUCGAGGUGCCCUCAACCGACCUGACCGUAUUUCGGUUAUCAUGGAGUCUCUCAGCAUGUACUUCGCCAAGCGUCUCGAUGAGGAGACUACCAGUCGACUUCUUCAGCAGAGAUCUGUAGAGACCAUUGAGGAAUGGGAAGUUCGGAUCUCGGACUACGUUACCAGCGGCUUCAAUGAAGGCAUCGUCCACGCCACUGCCCUGGUACAGGAUGAUUUUGCUGACGAUGGCUUCGGAGCUGACGAGACUUCCAACAAUGGCAAGACGCUCUGGCCUGCGGAGAGAAUGGCACAUCCCUUCAAUGAGGAGCAAGACGUUCACUACUACAUGGUUACCGUUCCGCUGGAACCGGAAGACGAAGUUCCCGAGGGCCAAGAGCGGCUUCCUAUCGACGUGGACGUUCCCAUGCUCAAAGUUUCCGACAAGGAAGAUGCGAAGCUCGAUGGCUUGUUCCGGGAAUGGUGCACGAAAAACAGGCCACUCAAGGCCAGGUUCCGAACGCACCCGUCGGACAGGACCAUGUGCGCUGAGGUCUCCGCGAUCAAUGACCUGCACAUCCCGAAAGGCGUUAACCCUCCGCCUUCUGAGUGGUCUCUCCGUCUCUACAAAUGGCAGCUCGAUUUCCCUGAAGUUGACGCGUCCGACAUUUACAACAUCUUCGACAGCUAUCCACACAUGGCCUACAUCUUGAACGAUCGAAAUCGAGUGUCAAAGUACCUGCAAGAGAUGUGGGAUGACUUCGACAAUGACAAGAAGAGGCUUUACGAGCAGCUCGCCGCUUGUCCACAUAGGCUCAGCAUGAAUGCUGGCUGUGCAGGAGUUGGAAAGACGACAUUGAUCAUCUUCAUAAUUCUCAUGAUGCAAUUUGGAGACAAGGAUAAGGAGCAUCCAUGCAAAAUCUUGCAUCUUGUCAAUUCCAACAACACCGUCAACGAUUUUGCCACCAAGAUGGCCAAGCAUCACCGAGCCUUAGGGAAGGAGGACAUGGUCGUACGUUUGCAUAACUUCGAGAGCGAAAUCGACGAGUGGAUGUACAGCCGCGGGGAAAUGACGUUUGGCGACCCGUUUGACGAAGAAGAGGCACGCAAUGCCGUCGUCAAGGUGACGGACCAUUUCUUUGCCCACCACCAACUGUCCAAGCUGUCGACGGAUAUGCACAAGGCCCGCCGCUCCGCCCAAGUCAGUUCAUCCCUAGACGAUGUGCAGCGAACUGGUCAACUUGAGCCCUCGGAAACGGCCAAGUUACAAAAUUGCGUCCUCAAGGUGUACCAAGACUUCCUAGCACAAUUCAACGGUGUCGUGGCGACGACCCCUGUGGCUGCCAACAACUACAAGUUCAGGACAGCGUACGGCCCGGCUUUGGAUUUCGUAUCGGUCGACGAGGCUUGCCGCAUGAGCGAGCUCUCUCUCCUCAUUGCGAUCGCACGCUUCGAACCGCAACUCCUCGGUCUGUUUGGAGAUCCAAAACAGCUCGGUGUGCACGUUGGUCACGGUCAAGCAAAGUUGAUAAUCAAUCCAUACGAGUUCCAGCGUCGUCAAUCAACCUUGGCACGGCUUGUAAAUGCUGGCAUCGUAGCCCCGGCCUUCGGCUCAACCAUCGUUCAACUUGUGUGAGCUUGUCUCAAAGUUGAUCUAUGGCGAUGUCAUGGAUCCGUUUAGAGACCCAACAGACCUCUACCCGCCAUCUGUCGAGGCACACGGAGAGUUCUUGCGCGGCAUCUGCCCUUCGCUGCCGAAAUUCCAACAUCGCCUCCUUGUUUGAGCUUCCUUGGUCGUCCUCUUCCAAGUUAGGCACAUCGGCAUACAACAUGGACAACGUUGAAUGGGUCACGAAAUAGGUAGUCAAGUACCUCAAGGACUGCACCCUCACAGCGGUGAACAGUGAUGCUCUGGCCCGAGUCCUAAUCUUGCCCUUUUACAAGGCCCAAGUAUUGGCAUAUGAACGCGUCCUCGACAAGCUUUCCAGGACAAGAUUCUCACCGCAAAAGAAAUGGCGCGUCGAAGUCCGCACCUUAGAUUCUUCUCAGGGAGAUUCUCGGGAUCU